AUGAUGUUGCUUUCGAUUUUGGUUUUGACGUGUUGCUGGACGCUUGGCUCAUCGCAAAAUUUAGCCGGGGUUGAGUAGAUUCUGAAAUUAAAUGCUUGAGUUUAGAGAAAAAAAGACAAAAAAGAGAAAAAAAAUCUGUAAAUGGGACUUUUGCGCUCCAUCGUACUUUGUUCUGAGAAUGGGUGUUUUUUACGCACAUCGAAUUUCGUCGUUUAUCUGUUUUCUACUUUCACAACUUUUUAAAAAGGUUUUUGUGUCAUGUGAAAUUCUGAAGGGUCAUGACAGAAUCUAGGUUGCUACUGGAAGCUUGGAAAAUAAUUUAAUUUCCGAAAUUUUGUCAUAUCGAAAAAAUUAUUCAUAGUUUUCUCAUUUUUUCAAAAAGCUAAUUUUUUUUGCAAAGUCUGUUAUUUUCUUCAACAUAGAUUUCUUACAGCUCUCUCGUUCGGCGGCUACCAUUUUUGAUCGCUCAGUAGUGCCGGGAAGGUUUUUUUCUUUCUAAUUUUUCAUUGUACACAUUUUUUCAGAUUUGUACGGCAAUGUAACUGCAAUGAACAGGCUAUGUGCGUGAAUACCAUGCAAUAUCAAGGCAAAAGUUGCUCGGAUCGGUGCUUCAACGUCUUCAGAAUGGUUUUUUCUCUUUAUAAAGCUUUGCUGUUCAAAUAUAUUAAUGUUUCCAAUUAAGAUAACAAAUCGACCCGAUCAACUGCAACGAUGCGUUCAAAUGACCUUCCCCCAACUGAAUGGAUUCAUAUCGUGUGUUACGAGGAAUAUGGGAAGGUUGGUCAAUUUUAGAAUUUUUUCUAUGCAAAACUGAAAUUUAUAAGGAAAAAUAUCAAUCUUUCCUAGUUAAAGUAAUUAUAAAGCUCCUCUCAAUCUUAAUAUUUUUUUCAAAAUCAUUAACUUUUUUUUUACGAGAGUUUUCUCAACAGAACUCAAUUUUCCUGGAAGAUCAAGGCUAUCGGUCUAUAG
This is a messenger RNA of Caenorhabditis auriculariae, 969 nucleotides long. Lineage: Eukaryota; Metazoa; Nematoda; Chromadorea; Rhabditida; Rhabditidae. The record is from the annotation of a GenBank genome assembly.